AUGCAUCUGUCGCUUCCCAUCUUUACCGCGUUGCUGCUAGCUAUCGCCAAUGCCAGCCCGAUCGUUCUCGACGUUGCGGCAAAUGAUAUAACCAAGAUCGAAGCUCGCGGAGUCCAGGUCGCUUCGCUCGAACCUCGUCAGACGAUUGGACCGAGUGCUGAUGAGUUCACCAGCGGUGGCUGUCGCAGUGUCAUCUUGAUCUAUGCAAGAGGGUCCACCCAGGCUGGCAACAUGGGGGAACAGCCAGGACCGCAAACAGCCAACGCGCUCAAGUCUGCCUUGGGAUCGUCGGUCGUUGCUGCGCAGGGCGUUACAUACCCAGCUGGUCUCCUGUCCAACCUGAAAACAGGAGGAUGUGACCCAGAUGAUGCGGCAGACAUGGCAGCACUAAUUACUCAGGCGGCGACUCAAUGCCCAUCUGCUAAGAUCGUGGUAUCUGGAUAUAGCCAGGGUGCUGCUAUGGUCCACAGGUCUGUCGAGCAACUCAGCACAGCCGUCAAGGCACGGAUUUAUGCGGAUGUAACGUAUGGUGAUACACAGAAGGAGCAGGAUGGAGCCCGUAUCCUCAGCUUUGACACUAGCAAGACUCUGAUUUUGUGUAAUGAGGGUGACCAGGUCUGCGAGGGGACAUUGAUCAUCACGAGUGCUCAUUUCGAUUAUACUGGCAGCGUUGACACUGCUGUCGGUUUCAUGAGGUCAAAACUGGGUUUAUAA
Pseudomassariella vexata is the source of this 714-nucleotide messenger RNA. RefSeq names its product cutinase. Gene Ontology annotation, molecular function: cutinase activity. The record is from RefSeq and is a predicted model, not a curated record. Gene Ontology annotation, biological process: carbohydrate catabolic process. The transcript has 2 exons. Gene Ontology annotation, cellular component: extracellular region. Lineage: Eukaryota; Fungi; Ascomycota; Sordariomycetes; Amphisphaeriales; Pseudomassariaceae. Bases 1 to 714 code for a protein of 237 amino acids.